Molecule: messenger RNA, 2033 nt
Organism: Achroia grisella
Lineage: Eukaryota; Metazoa; Arthropoda; Insecta; Lepidoptera; Pyralidae
Gene: Gdh
Product: glutamate dehydrogenase, mitochondrial
Exons: 9
Coding region: 151-1815 (554 amino acids)
Biological process (GO): L-glutamate catabolic process
Cellular component (GO): mitochondrion
Molecular function (GO): L-glutamate dehydrogenase (NAD+) activity
Source: RefSeq, a predicted model, not a curated record
CCCUUUUGUUCCAUCAUUCAGUGAGUCCGAGUCCGUCGGGGCGGGUCGUCACUGCAAUUUAUCAUAUUACACUACUUAAAUUGUGUAUUUAAACUUCACUGUAGGGCGACCCGAUACCUACCCGACGAAGUACUUAAUUAAUCAGUCAAUAUGUUGCACUUAAAAACUAUUGCAAAAUCGGUAGUUCCACCUCUGAAAAAUACAAUUCAAAAUGAGGCAGUCAAUAAUUUGAUACGAAUUACACCAGCUGCUAUGAACGUUUGUUGCCGUACCUACGCCAGUCAUGAAAUUCCAGACAGGCUUAAAGAUAUACCAACAAGUGCUAAUCCAAAAUUCUUCGACAUGGUGGAGUACUUCUUCCACAGGGCCUGUCAAGUAGUAGAAGACAAAUUAGUAGAGGACAUGAAAUCUAGAGUAUCCGUUGAAGAAAAGAAGAAGAAGGUAGCCGGUAUCUUAAAAUUGAUGCAACCAUGUGAUCAAAUAAUUGAAAUUCAAUUUCCGCUGAGGCGUGAUUCUGGUGAUUAUGAAAUGAUUCUUGGAUACCGGGCACAACAUUCCUCACACAGGACGCCUACUAAGGGAGGUAUUCGAUUCUCAACGGACGUGACUAGAGAUGAGGUGAAGGCCCUCGCUGCUUUGAUGACUUUCAAAUGCGCCUGUGUGGAUGUGCCGUUCGGUGGUGCUAAGGCUGGCAUUAAAAUCAACCCCAAAGAGUACUCGGAGCAUGAACUGGAGAAAAUUACUCGUCGCUUUGCACUUGAGCUGGCCAAAAAAGGUUUCAUUGGACCCGGCGUUGAUGUACCCGCCCCUGACAUGGGUACCGGAGAACGUGAGAUGUCAUGGAUCGCUGACACUUACGCCAAGACUAUUGGCUAUCAGGACAUCAAUGCUCAUGCCUGCGUUACUGGAAAACCCAUCAAUCAGGGAGGCAUCCACGGCAGAGUAUCAGCCACAGGGAGAGGAGUAUUCCACGGUCUGGAAAACUUUAUCAAUGAGGCCAACUAUAUGAGUAUGAUUGGCACGACCCCUGGCUGGGGUGGCAAAACAUUCAUCGUGCAGGGCUUCGGUAACGUGGGCCUGCACACCUGCCGCUACCUGGUACGCGCCGGCGCACUGUGCAUCGGUGUUAUUGAACAUGAUGGUGCUAUUUACAACCCAGAAGGUAUCAAUCCUAAGGCUUUGGAAGACUACAGGAUCGAGAGAGGCACGAUUGUUGGUUUCCCCGGAGCCACCCCCUACGAAGGUGAAAACAUGUUGUACGAAAAAUGCGACAUCUUAGUACCGGCUGCAGUUGAACAAGUCAUCCACAAAGAAAAUGCUCACAAAAUUCAGGCUAAGAUCAUUGCCGAAGCUGCCAACGGUCCAACUACCCCGGCUGCCGACAAAAUCCUGAUUGACCGCAACAUCCUCGUCAUCCCAGACUUGUACAUCAACGCUGGUGGUGUCACCGUGUCAUUCUUCGAAUGGCUCAAGAACCUCAACCACGUCUCAUACGGACGUCUCACCUUCAAAUAUGAACGCGAGUCUAACCACCAUCUUCUAGAAUCUGUACAAGAAUCAUUAGAGAGGCGUUUCGGUCGUGUCGGUGGCCGUAUUCCUGUUACGCCUUCCGAGUCGUUCCAGAAGAGGAUCUCUGGUGCCUCCGAAAAGGACAUUGUCCACUCCGGCCUUGACUACACUAUGGAGAGGUCUGCAAGGGCCAUCAUGAAGACUGCCUUGAAGUUCAACUUGGGCCUAGAUCUGAGAACAGCUGCGUAUGCAAACUCCAUAGAGAAGAUUGUGACCACAUACGCCGACGCAGGCCUUGCGUUCUAAACACUCAUUAGAUAAAGUCAAAGUAUUGUCUGCAUUUUAAAGACUUCAUUUUAGUCCCUAUGCACAUAAGUGUUAUUUUUAAGUAAGACAUUAUAACCACAGUAUUUUUGUUGGAAUCAUGGCCGUUUUUUACUUUUAUUUUAAGCAAAGAAUUGUUGUUCUGUCUAUCGAAUUUGAUUUUCUAAAAUUGUAUCGCCUUAUAUUUAAAUAAAAUAUUG